Molecule: messenger RNA, 2247 nt
Organism: Camellia sinensis
Lineage: Eukaryota; Viridiplantae; Streptophyta; Magnoliopsida; Ericales; Theaceae
Gene: GATB
Product: GLU-ADT subunit B
Biological process (GO): glutaminyl-tRNAGln biosynthesis via transamidation
Molecular function (GO): glutaminyl-tRNA synthase (glutamine-hydrolyzing) activity
Source: RefSeq, a predicted model, not a curated record
CUUAUCUCUCCACUCGCUCGUGUGUUUGCUGCUAAAACCAUCCCACAAAAUCAGUAAUCCCCUCCUCAGUCCCCUCUCUCUCUCUCUCUCUCUCUCUCUCUCUCUCUCUGUAGUUUGGAUGAUUCUCAUUGAAUUUUCGAGGUCUGGAAACAAGAUAAAUUCUGGGCACUCCCUUUCCAUUUCUUGAUUUUCAAAUUGGACUGAAUACCCAGUAAGAUGGCUUUGUCAUUCUUUAGAGGGAUUCAAUCUCGCCCUUUUUUGCUUUACCCAUCUGGAUUUUUUCCAAGAAAACAUGCUCUAUUUUAUUGCACAAUGAAAAGCACACAAACCCAAAUUGCAACACAUGAAAAGCAAGAACCCCAAUUGAAAGUUUCAACACAAUCCAAAAGACUGGAUAAAAUUUCAAAAGAUUUUGAGGCAGUCAUUGGUAUAGAGACUCAUGUACAGCUCUCUACUAUCACCAAGGCCUUUUGUAGUUGCGCUUACAAUUAUGGGUCUCAACCAAACACCACUGUUUGCCCCAUUUGUAUGGGUUUGCCUGGAGCAUUGCCAGUUUUGAAUUCGAAGGUUAUCGAGUUCGCGGUUAAACUGGGUCUUGCACUUAAUUGUAAAUUGUCUUUGAAUUCAAAGUUUGAUAGGAAACAAUACUUUUACCCGGACCUUCCCAAAGGCUACCAAAUAUCUCAGUUUGAUGUCCCAAUUGCAACCGGGGGUUUCAUUGAUUUGGAUCUUCCAGUUGAGUAUGGAGGUGGGCAUAGGAGGUUUGGCAUUACUAGGGUUCAUAUGGAAGAGGAUGCCGGAAAGCUACUUCACACUGGAAAUGGGAGUUACUCCGAGGUUGAUUUGAAUAGGGCUGGGGUACCUUUGCUUGAGAUUGUUUCGGAACCUGAUAUGAGAACUGGUAUUGAAGCUGCAGAGUAUGCAGCAGAAUUGCAGAGGUUGGUUCGGUUUUUAGGAGUGAGCAAUGGCAAUAUGCAAGAAGGUUCACUUCGUUGUGAUGUCAAUGUCUCCGUCCGACCCAUUGGGCAAUUAGAGUUUGGUACUAAGGUUGAGGUCAAGAACUUGAACUCUUUUUCAGCAAUAAGUAGGGCCAUUGAUUUUGAGAUCUCGAGGCAGGUGCUUCUCCACAAUGAAGGCGAGAGCAAUCAGAUUGUACAGGAGACUCGUCUUUGGGAUGAGGGUGCUCAGAAAACAGUUACAAUGAGAAAGAAGGAAGGACUAGCUGAUUAUCGUUAUUUUCCUGAGCCUGACCUUCCAGAAGUUAUUCUCGGUAAUGAGUACAUCAAUGGAAUUCGUGAUUCUUUACCCGAGCUUCCAGAAAUGAAGCGUCGGAGGUAUGAGCAAAUGGGUCUAAGCAUGCAAGAUGUUAUUUUCCUUGCCAAUGACAUAAAUGUUGCAGAUUUUUUUGAUGCAACUAUUGCCAAGGGCGCUGAUGUAAAGCUUGCAGCCAAUUGGAUAAUGGGGGAUAUUGCUGCCUAUAUGAAAAAUGAAAAGUUGUCUGUAAAUGAGAUUAAACUUACCCCACAAGAGCUGGCUGAGCUGAUAGCCUCAAUAAAAGGUGGUACAAUUAGUGGAAAGAUUGGUAAAGAGAUACUGUUUGAGUUGAUGGCCAAAGGUGGAACUGUCAAGGGAUUGAUCACAGAAAAGGAUUUGGUUCAGAUAGUAGACCCAGUUGAAAUUCAGAAAAUGGUGGAUAAAGUGAUUGCAGAGAAUCCAAAGCAGCUGGAACAGUAUCGUGGCGGAAAAACUAAGUUACAAGGUUACUUUGCUGGCCAGGUAAUGAAACUAUCGAAAGGUAAGGCAAACCCGGGGCUUCUGAACAAGAUCCUUUUGGAGAAAUUGAAUGCCAAGAGCUGAUAAUGUUAUAGCCUGAUUAGAGAUAUUUUGCUUCACCAACUGCAAACUACUGCUAUCAGUGAUUUGGUUCUGAAGAUUUGGUGUUCAUCAACCUUACCUUCUUCAUGAAUUGAGUUAGAACAAGUCCAAAUUGGAUGGUCCAUAUGAGAUCGCCCUUGUAAACUUAUUUGUCAAACAGGAAAACCUAUAGUUUUUCUUCUUCUAUACACGGGGAAUAAACUCUUGGCUGACUGGUAUGUGUUCAUUAACUUGACAUUUUUCCCUCGUGUAAACCGUAUUUGUUACAAAUCCGAUGUUAGCUGUUGACUGGAUCGUAAUUUUCUUGUGACCUCUUCUUGAUGAUAUGGGGCUAAAUUCAACAAUUAGCUGUUCACAAUGAACAAUUCUUUU